GCAGCAGAGCCGCCCAACAGGCGGGAGAAGGUCGCACUGCGCACAUCAUGACGAGCAGUUCUGUCGACAGAUUAAUGCUGUUUGCACGCGAGGCCUUGGCGUGACUCGGUGGUGGUCCCCGGAUGACCCUUGAGAUGUGAAAGAACUGUUUUAAAGGGGGGGGGGGAGGUGUACGUGUGUCGACACGGCCGGACGCGCGCCACACGACCUGCGGCUCUCGGCGCUGGACCCAGCAUCCAGCCUGCAGGUUGACAAGUACAGGAUCAUGCCUUCUGACAUGUUCAUCCCGAAAUGGCUGGACGAGCAGUUCAUCGAGCGGUCUCUGCAGGAAGGCGAGGACAACACAAAGAUCCAGGUGAGGCGGAUAAGCGUCCGGCCUGCAACCUCAGUCGGCGACAACUACUGCAGCGACAUGUUCAGAGUCACAGUAGUUUACGGUGUGUCCAGUGACUUGGACUCGGAGGCCCGCGAAAGGUCACUCAUCGUGAAAGCUCUCCCGGAGGCGGAAUCGAUAAACAGUUUCUUGAAGGAAACCGAUGCGUUCACCACGGAGACUGAUGUCCUGAGGAGGGUGAUACCGGAGUUCCGGCGCCUGCUCGGCAGAGCGGUCACUCUCGCGCCGAGGUGCUACUGGUUCGCCGACAAACCUCACCAGAAGCUCGUGAUGGAGGAUCUCUGCGAGUCGGGCUUCCAGAUGGUGCAGAGGACUCUCGGCCUAGACCUGGACCACUGCGAGUUGGCGGUCACUCGCCUGGCGAUGUUCCACGCGGCCUCCUUCGCGCUUCGUCGCCGCGACCCGCCGUCGCUCGAAAACUUCCGCGAGAUGCCGCACCUCAAGAACCCCGACGGCACGAAGUGCUUCAUCACGUUCUCGUUCGACAGCGUCGUCAAGAAGCUGCAGGCGUGGCCCGGGGCCGAGCGGUACUCCGAGAAGCUCCAGCGACUCGGCGAAACAGCCUUCCGUCGCGUGGUGGAGGUGUUCCGGAGGGACGAGGACGGCUUCAACGUGCUGAACCACGGGGACGCGUGGAAGAACAACAUGAUGUUCAGGUACGCGGCCGACGGGAAGGUGUGCGACGUGGCCUUCGUGGACUUCCAGUACUGCUACUACGCGUCGCCUGUCAUCGACCUGCAGUACUUCCUGUACUCCAGCCCCAGCUCCGAGGUGAGGAGCAGUCAGCUGGAGCGGCUCGUCCAGGUCUACCACUCGUCCCUGGCCCGGACGCUCGCGGUGCUGGGGUGCGGCGACCGCUGCCCGUCUUUGGGCGACCUCCACGCCGAACUGAAGAGGAGGAGCUUCGUGAGUGUCUUCACGGCCGUGUGCCUGCUGCCCGUCGUGCUCGCCAGCUCCGACAGGACUCCGGACCUGCACGCCGUGGUCAGCAACCAGGCCACGGUCGAGGGGGCUCACUUGACGGACGAGUUUGCUCGAGAGAUUCUACGGCUCUUGCCAGUGUUUGAAACAAAUGGUUGGCUGUGAGUGAGAACGUUUGAUAUGAGAGUGUUAUCUGUCACUUCCUCCACAUAAAAAAAUUUUUUUUCGUAAGAUGUAAAAGUCUUUUGGGGUAGUAUUUUAAUUACUCCUGUAAAGUGUCUUUCCAUAUUAAUGUGUUUUAAUUUUACAUAUUUCGAGAUUUUUCAUGUGAGUUUUCAUAUUUUUUGAACAGAAACCUUGGGCCAGCAUUGUUUUUAUUGUUUUAUUGUAUGUUAAUGCUGUAAUAAAUAAAAAACACAAUAAAACAA
Messenger RNA from Bacillus rossius redtenbacheri, 1743 nucleotides. RefSeq lists its product as uncharacterized. Bases 266 to 1480 code for a protein of 404 amino acids. The record is from RefSeq and is a predicted model, not a curated record. The transcript is spliced from 2 exons. Lineage: Eukaryota; Metazoa; Arthropoda; Insecta; Phasmatodea; Bacillidae.